AUGCGAUCUACAUCUUCUCUUGCCGCCAUUAUUGCCGCCCUCGCUGUGCGAGGUGUCGCUGGUCAGUAUGACGAUUGGAAGUUUGGCAACCUGUUCAUGGCCGGUCCUGCCAAGAGCGCUAUCAAGAAGGCGACUUAUACCCUCUCUCCUCCUCCCAUCCCCUGCGGAACUCAGGUCAAGGACCCCUCACACCAGCCUUGGAUGUCAAUCUGGGUCGGUAUUUCCGAUUCCAUCAGUGACCAAUCCUCGGAUCUGUACCAGCCUCUUUUGAACUGGGCCCCCAACAAUGAGCAAGAGGGCUGCCCUGCUCCUAACAAUGCGUGGUGCGUUGCCGCCAGCACCUUUGACUCUGGAACCCAGGUUGCCCAGCCGUACGUGGCUAUCCCUAAUGGCGCUUCGGUUGGCUUUGAGAGCCUAACAAGACCAGUCACCUAUAACGGAAAGGCCGUGACCCAGGUCGUCUCGAUCAAUGGAAAGGUCGUCUCUAAGCAGACCGACCGCACUGGUUCUCAAGUCCCUACCUACAUCUACUCGAGCAACGAGUGUUACCUGGGCGCGUGCGGCACCCUUCAGGAGUACAGCUGGGACGACUUCACCGUCGAGCUCACAUCGGCUGACCCGAACUUCGGCAAGACCCUCACUGUCAACGGCGGCGACUCGACCGGUCUCAAGACUUCUGAUGGCGGCAAGACCUGGCACGCCGACUCCAUCGUCAUUGCAAAGGAUUACUUCUACACUGACGGCUCUAAGAAGGAGUGCUCUUAG
Molecule: messenger RNA, 765 nt
Organism: Fusarium vanettenii 77-13-4
Lineage: Eukaryota; Fungi; Ascomycota; Sordariomycetes; Hypocreales; Nectriaceae
Exons: 6
Coding region: 1-765 (254 amino acids)
Source: RefSeq, a predicted model, not a curated record